This is a messenger RNA of Diversispora eburnea, 1007 nucleotides long. NCBI's taxonomy places the organism in Eukaryota, Fungi, Glomeromycota, Glomeromycetes, Diversisporales, Diversisporaceae. The record is from the annotation of a GenBank genome assembly.
UUGGAAAAAAUGAAAUAUUUGCAAGUUUUUCCUCUAAAGUAGAUAAAGUAGAAUAUGUUAAACGAGAUACACCUAGUGAUAAUGAUACUUGUCAUGGACUAAAUUUUUCAGAUGUUUUAAGUGAUGAUGCGAAAGUAUUUGGAUUUUAUGACCCACUAAAUCCACUGGAAAAUAAUUCUCCAGUGGUGGAAUUUAUUAAAAAUAUUAAAAUUGAUUAUCUUAAUUAUAUUGUUGAUAUCAACAAACUUGAGAAUAACAAAAUUAUACAACAGGAAUUGAAUGAUUUAAGGAGUAACUUUAAUUCAAAGGAACUUCAGGUUAAUCUUCUUGUUCUUGAAUCUCCAAAUCUAAUAACAGAAAAAGUCAAAAAUUAUGGACUUGAUGGGGUCAACAUUAUUUAUACUUGUAAUGUCAGUAUCGAUAAUAUAGUAAUUAAUAUAACUACAGUGCAUUCCGACAAUUGGAACCCAAGUUGGAUUACAACAUUUACAGUGACCGCAAGUGAGAGUGAGUUAGACACUAUUUCUAGGGUUCAAGAAUAUGUAAAUUAUACGAUUAUCCAAGCAUUUUAUCUUGGUCCAAAUGUGGAUUAUAGUGCUUCUCCAGAUAAAGUGAAUAGUUAUAAUGGUACUGUCAAUAGUUUAUUUAAAAGACUUAACGGAAUGGAUUUUAAAAAAUUGAUUUGGGGAUUUGGUCUCAGUGGAAUUAUAAAAGCUAAUCCUGGAUCAAUAACUGGAUUGAUGAAAAAUAAUGAUACGUGUGCAGGUGGAUUUUAUAUUUGGCCAUGGAAAGAAAUAAGGAAUACAGCAUUAACGGAUAUGUGUAUAGCUAAAAAUGCUGAGGGUUGGACUCGUAAUUUUGAUACCAACUCUUCAACUCUUCAAAAUAAUAAAGUACCAGUCGAUUUGUUUGCUUACGAAGAUCUUGAAUCUUUAUAUCAUAAAUUCAAAUGGGUGACCAAUAAUAAAUUUGCUGGAAUAUCAAUUGCAAAUUUAGCAUUUGAUUCG